GGAUUCGAACGGCAAGGUCAAGAGCGGCAUCACUCUCAUCAGGCAGCGACAGGCCAGCAAUCGGCAGUCUAGUUGGCGUGGAACGCUGGAAAGUGGAAGUGAGUGAGGACGCUGGACUUCACACUAGCACUGAAUAAGAAGUCGUCAAUGUUUGAGCACGUGAGAAAGAGAAGCACACGCGCAGAUCUACCUCACUCGUCAGUACUACAGUAGACCUACAGCCUAGCCCCAAGCCCAGGCUCGACCACAUCAUGCCCCAGUAAUGCCCCACGAGCUCGAGCCAGGCCUGCUAGCAUAUCAGUGGAAAUCUGGUAAGCAACUGAUAUCGUGAUCCCUGCUAAUCUCACGCAGAGAUGUGCCGAUUCGCCACACAAAAUAAUUUUAUCCCGAGCUUUCCGCACCAGAACAGCCUGACCUGAAUGUCACGAGCGAAAGAGUUUCCGCUGCACUCUGUGAGGAAGUAGACCUACUACUAGUAAGUAUUAGUUGUCCGGUAGAUAGCCAGUGUGCGUUGAUGCAGCAGUAUCGGCUUCGACUGUCGCAGAACUGUGGUGGACACCGUCUGAACGAGGAAGAGUCAGUCUGAACAGCGGACUGCCCCUCUUCUGCCCUCUGCUGUUGCGUUUCUGAUCUGCAUCAUUUCUGCUUGCCUGGCAGCAGCAGUCCAGGUCAACAGCUAGCUAGCUCCUGGGAACAUGGAAAGUCUAGCGUCGCCACCGCUGUCGCUGAGCGGACGAAUGCUGCACAUGUCGUCGACGUGCACGAAUGCUGUGUACGGACAGCAAGGACGGAAACUUCAUCAUCCUCUGCACUACCAGACGGGGCCAAGGAGGCCUCCGCAGCGCAAUUCGACGCUCGUCAGAAGCACGCCGUCCGAAGACGUGUCCGACAAAGGCGCCUGGUCGAGGCACCAUGUUGCCAAUAACAAGCCGUGCCGUAAGCCCAGCAUCCGCUCGACACAGUACCGGCAAGAGCGCUGCAGGCAGCUCAACGAAAUUCUGGACGUGCGCGGUGGUAGCGACGGACUUCGCUGCAACAACGCCACCACGGUCAGCAGCAAUGCGUCCAGCCAGAGGUCCAUGCUCGUUCGGCGCGUGGGAAGCCAGAGCCUGGAGGAGGAAGGUGCCUCACCGCCAUCGCAAGGACCAUUGUCACACCUGGUAGAUCGUCGUGCCACUCAUAAUACCGAGCUGUCGGAUGAGGCUGAUCCCAUGACGCAGCGGCCACGGGGCGCUAGCACCACCAGGACACCCAGCUGGAAGCGUGUGCGGAGUGCCGUGCGCAACGGGCGCCUCCAAGACAAGCCCGAGGAAGACGAGGCAGAUUCGGAACCAGCGAAAACACAGGCGCCAGGACCCAUGUCCGCUGAAGCCAAUCAGCCCAGCUCUAGCUCUGCAGAUCCCAACCGCAAGCCGCGGCGGAAGUGGUCCAUUCGCCGGCGGUCCUCGACGCGCCAUGACGGCCAGCCGCACCGGCAGAAGGCGCUCGAGAGCUCUCUGAGCGGCGGCAUGAGCCUCGCCCAAAGCUUGAGCUCCGACUAUUCGCACGUGGACGUGGCCGAGAGCGCCGGCCACCACGUGACCAGUUCGGACGCGUCGCACAACGCGACGCCCGCAGCAUGGUCGCGCUCGCAGGGCGCCUGCCGAGCCUCGGGGAGCGAGCCGCACAUGGCGCGCCUGCUACGCGAUGAGCUCCACGGCAAGAAGACGCACGGUCAGUCGCUCUUCGGCAUGCUCAAGCGCUCGGCCUCUGCGGACCUGAUAACGCGCCUGCAGCGCCGAUCGUCUCUUCGCAACAGCUCACCGGAAUCCUCGCUCGGGAAGGACUUCACCAAGUCCAGAGAAGUCAACGCGGAGGAGCGGCCGAUUCGCCUGGCGGCGUACACCGACGGGCUUGUGGACGGCAGCGGCAUGCCGUUUGCCCAUGUGACGGAACGCAGUGGCGGCGGCGAUCGGCGGCAACUCAACGCACGCUUCUGCAAGAAGUACUCCAUACCGUCUGGGAAGCUGAAACUCGGCGCACCGCACCCGCAGGGGCACCACCGCCAUAGCAUAUCGCCACAGUGGUCGGUUUCCUCGUCGUCGGAGGCGUGUAGCGACUCCGGCCGUGCCAGCAGCCAGAGCCACUUCGAUAGCGGUGGCGUCGCCAUGACGACGACGAGCAAAGACGACGACGACGGUGACACGGAGGAGACGGACUCGCUGGGUCUGAGUCAGCCGCGCAUGUACCAGUUUGAGCACUUCAUGACCAGCCUGAGCCUAACGCAGGUCAGGGCAAUCAACUCACUGCGCACGGAGAGCAUCGAGAACUUGCAGAGCAAUGCAUCCUCACCAUCCGAUGGCGAUAUGCAAGUGUCCCUCGGCGUGAGCAUGUCCAGUACGGGGACAGGCUGUCUAGACAAGUGAGCAUCCGGUGCUUGUCCUGAGCUGCAGGCGUCAUGCACACCGCAGUGGCGGACUAGUCACGAUAGCAGCACACGAGUCGUGUACUUUGCAAGUGCUGAGCUGGUGUCAUGCACGCACUGCAGCAGUGGCGGACUAGUCAUGAUAGCAGCACACGAGCUAUGUACUUUGCAAGUGCUGAGCUGGUGUCAUGCACGCACUGCAGCAGUGGCGGACUAGUCACGAUAGCAGCACACGAGUCGUGUACUUUGCAAGUGCUGAGCUGGUAUCAUGCACGCAGCAGUGGUGGACUAGACCGAUAGGCGUAGAUAUGAAGCAGCAUGUGAGUCAAUGUGACCAUACAGACCAAUGAGCAUCCUUCAGUGCUAGUGCUGGAAUCAUGCACACGGCAGUGGCAGUGGUGAACUAGUCGUAUGAAGCAGCAUGCAAGUCAAUUAGUAUCCUUUGCUAGCGCUAACAUCAUGUAUGCAUACAGCGUUGGACUGUGAACUGGCCAUAAUGCAGUACUAGUAUGUCAAUUAGCAUCCUUUGCUAGUGCUGGCAUCAUGCGCACGGCAGUGGUGGACUGGUCAUGUGAGGCAAUGGGGACCAUACAGCGGCGUACUCUCACAUUGACUUGGGCGACAUGUCCGACCAGACGUGCUGCACUGGUGUGCACUGGUGCGCAGCAAAUCUGACAGGCUGGCGACAUGUGUACUGGACAAGCCGCCGCUCUGCUCAACGUGCCUAAAACCUGAAUCUGCACACUAGUAGUAACGUGCGAGCCACGUAUGUUCGUCCCGUGAGCACCUCAUGGCUUCAAGUGUGCGUCACUGGAUCGAGACGAGAGGUCAGCAGAUUUGCCGGGGCGAGCAUCAGAUAAUGAAAGCAGGAGCCAGUGAGCAUGUCACACCUUCAGGCAUGGACCGUACUGCAUUCAGACAAGUUCGGACCUGACGCGGCGAACAUUGGACGUUGCAAGCAGAGUGCAAUAUAGAUAGAGAGCAGUGUUAGACCUCGGCUGGUGAGACCGCAGCCAGUCGCACACUGCUGCUCAAUGAAAUCCAGCCGUGGCACUCAAGUCUGCGCCGUGCACCAUCUCGCCGCCCAGUGUUCUCAGGUCUAGGGCUGCGCAACGCCCGGCGUGCACUUGAGAAACUCGACUGGAUUUCAUUGAGCAGCACUGCAGUAAUGUACAAUGUAUUGCCAAUCCAAAUCCUGCUUGCACCAUUGCACUUUGCUUUGGCAUUUGGUAGACUGCAGCCGCAGCUGCAGCAGCAGCGGCGACGUAGUGCUCACUCCGCGGAAUACCCGUUUUCUUUGACACCCAUUUUGUUCAACACUACUAGAAGUUCCAUGGUCCGCGAGCCAUGCAUCCAGUUUUGCCAUUUCAAAGAUAAGCACCCCGUCCCAUACCUUAUAUAUCAGACAUAAGGUCAUGACAUCAUACCUCUACAUCAUGACAUCAUACCUCUACAUCAUGACAGCCUAGUGCAUGUAGACCAGGGUAGUAUGCCCACAUUGUGUGUAGAUGAUGAACAUUGAUCAUACCAACUUCAGUACAUUGCACUGUGCAUGCUGUGAACAGCAGGAGCACUCACCUAUCCAAGGGGUGUGUUGGCUGGUUCAAGUGUGCACCAUCUAGACUAGAUCCUAGCUUGCAAUAUGUACCGGCCUGGGUAAGGUGGUGCAAU
Sycon ciliatum is the source of this 4075-nucleotide messenger RNA. RefSeq lists its product as uncharacterized. The record is from RefSeq and is a predicted model, not a curated record. The transcript has 3 exons. Lineage: Eukaryota; Metazoa; Porifera; Calcarea; Leucosolenida; Sycettidae. Bases 696 to 2405 code for a protein of 569 amino acids.